Messenger RNA from Mesoplodon densirostris (Blainville's beaked whale), 882 nucleotides. It is a transcript of the gene ERP27, whose product is annotated as endoplasmic reticulum protein 27. The coding region runs from base 1 to 882 and encodes 293 amino acids. Gene Ontology annotation, biological process: protein folding; response to endoplasmic reticulum stress. The transcript is spliced from 8 exons. The record is from RefSeq and is a predicted model, not a curated record. Lineage: Eukaryota; Metazoa; Chordata; Mammalia; Artiodactyla; Ziphiidae. Gene Ontology annotation, cellular component: endoplasmic reticulum.
AUGAGCUUUCAGGAUAGGAAUGCCGCAGACACCACGACCGGGGCUCGGAGCAGCAGCAGAGAAACGGGGGCCAUGCCGUUCAGACGCCUGUAUCUGUUAUGUCUCUUCACAUGCAAACUAUCCCCGGAAGUUGCUGCAGAAGUUCAGGAAUCCUCAGAUGGUCCCGGUGCCCAGGAACCCUUGCGGCUCACAGAUGUCCAGGCUGCCAUGGAAUUCGUCGCUGCUGCUGAGGUGGCUGUCAUAGGCUUCUUCCAGGAUUUAGAAGUACCAGCAGUGUCCCUAUUCCACAGUGUGGUGAAAAAUUUCCAAGAUGUGUCAUUUGGAAUCAGCACUGCCUCCGAGGUUCUGGCCCACUACAGUGUUACUGGGAACACCAUUUCCCUCUUUCGUCUGGUGGAUAACAAACAACUGGAUUUAAAGAGUGAAGACAUUGAAAGCAUGGAUGCUACCAAGUUAAGCCAUUUCAUUGAGAGAAACAACCUCCACUUGGUGACAGAGUAUAACCCUAUGGCUGUAAUUGGCCUAUUUGAUAGUAUGAUUCCAAUUCAUCUUCUACUGAUGAUGAACAAGGCCUCCCCAGAGUAUGAAGAAAGCUUGCACAGAUACCAGGAAGCAGCUAAGCUCUUCCAGGGGAAGAUUCUUUUUAUUCUGGUGGACAGUGGUGUGAAGCAAAAUGGGAAGGUGAUAUCAUUUUUCAAACUAAAGAAGUCUCAGCUGCCUGCAUUGGCAAUUUACCAGACUCUGGAUGAUGUGUGGGAUACACUGCCCAUAACGGAAGUCUCAGUAGAGCACGUGCAAAACUUUUGUGAUGGAUUCCUGAAAGGGAAGAGGUUGAGAGAAAAUCAUGAAUCAGAAGAAAAGACGUCAAAGAUGGAACUAUGA